UCUGUGAUCAAAAGAUAACUGUUUUAUCUAAAUCGGGUGUUGAACAAAGUUAGUUGUACUCAAUUUUAAAACUUGACAUGCAUAUAUAUGUAAGCUCUCAAUACAGCAACAUUUUUACAGAAGGUAAAUAACGUAACCCGCCGAUAAAUUCACAUGAGCUCCAUUCUUUAGUAACCGUUAGUUGGCGCUGCUUCAUUUUACUUUUGAUUUCCACAGUGUUGUUAUAUUUCUAUACUGCCAACUUUGAACAGUAUUUUGGUGUUUUAUAGAUCUUGUAUAUCGUUUUAAAAAUAAAUGGAUGGUUCUACAGUGUCAAGUGCAGUUACUCAAGCAUCACGCCGUGGUAGGACUGAAAGAAAUUCGCAGUUCGUUGUCGGUUCUAUAAUUCGAAUUAAUGUGCAAAAUUUUCUCACUUACGACCAGUGUACGUUCCGUUUUAAUCCCAAACUGAACGUUAUUAUUGGACCAAAUGGAACUGGCAAGUCUAGUAUAGUUUGUGCAAUAUGCAUUGGACUUGCAGGACGGACAAGUUUGCUUGCUCGUGCAAAGGAAAUCGGCGAUUACAUUCAACAUGGGAAACAGCAAGCUACAAUUGAAGUGGAACUUUAUAACGUUCCACACUGUGCAAUAAUUCGUAGAACUUUAAGCCACGGGCAGAAUGGUAAAACUGCAUCAACAUGGCAUUUGAAUGGGAACCAGGUCAAUGUAAAGCAAAUAGAAGAAACAGUAGGAAAACUGAAUAUUCAGCUUUCGAAUCUGUGCCAGUUCCUACCUCAAGAGCGGGUUUCGGAUUUUUCAAAGAUGAAUAAAAUUGAUUUGCUUGAAAAUACGCAGCAAGCUGUCUGUUCGACUCAAAUGCUUGAAGACCAUAAAUGGCUGAAGGAUUUUCGCCUGAUGGAAAAAGAGAUGGAUUUACGAAGAGAGAAUGAUCAAGCUUAUCUGGAUAAACUGAAACAGAAAAACGAGAGAGUUGAGCAAGAUGUAGUUCGGUAUAAAGAACGGAAAAAAUUAAUUGAUCAGCUUGACACUUUGGACAAGAAGCAUGCUUGGACAGUGUAUGAAGCUACACGAAACAAAUUCGUUGAGAAAAAAAGAAUUUGUUCUGAUUUACACGCCAAAAACGAAGAAGCAAAAAAAGAAACUUUACCUUAUGUUAAAUCUUGUGAAAAGCUCGUGGAAAAAAUGGUGGAAAUAAAUAAGUCAAUGUCUAAGACAAGUGAAGAGCUAAAAGCCACUGCAAAUAAAACGAAAACUAUUCACAACGAAAUUAAUGAUAAGGAUGAAAGCGUGGCCGAGAAAUGGUCCCAAUUUAAAGAAUUGGAAAAAGACGAAAAUGGAAGAAUGAAAAAAAUUGAUCAUUACAAACUACAGAUUAAUGGAUGGACAGAUGAGCUGGAUCAAUUGGAGGACACUGAUGUGGAUUCUGAUAUUAAUGAUUUGAAUCACAAAAUUCACGCUACAGUUACUGCAAUUGCUAAUUUCGAGCAUGAAUCAAAUUCCAUUAUUGAGCGUGGAAAGUCAAGGCAUUGGGAAAUUCAAAAUUGCGAAAAACGGUUGGCCAAACUUAACAAUAUGAGCAGUAUGAGGCUUGAGAUGCUGCAUAGACUGAAUAAGCAUUGUUAUAAUGCAAUAAUUUGGCUGAGAGAAAAUAAAGGCAUGUUCAAAGGUGUCAUACAUGAGCCUAUUAUUCUUCUUAUAAACAUGAAAGAUCCAAAACAUGCAGAACUGGUGGAGAACCAUAUCGCUAUGAGGGAUUUGCAGGCAUUUGUCUGUGAAGAGUCAGAAGAUAAUGACUUGUUUAUAAGAGAACUGAGAGAAAAACAGAACAUUAAAAUUAAUGUUGUGAAAGCGCCAAGGUCCAAUGGUGUGCUUAUAAGCAGCAAAGGUUUUCAACCAAAACGACAAAUUAAGGACUUGAAAAAGUGGGGGUUUACAUCUUACCUAAGGGACUUGUUUGACGCACCAGACUCUGUGAUGGCGUUUCUUUGUAAGCAGUAUCGUGUGCAUGAUGUGCCAAUUGGCUCCGAUUUGACGCGGUCCCAUGUGGAACAAGUCACCCAGACCAGUGGGAUUGGUUUGUUCUUCAUACCAAGUAUUGGAGAUACACCUGGGUGUAGGUAUUCUGUUAAAAGGUCCAAGUACAGUUCAAACUGUGUUGUUGGAAAUACAUGUUUACGAAAACCACAGUGUCUUAAUAUAAACAUUGACCCAGUUGAAAUAGAAACCGUACAGAACGAAAUGCAUUCGCUGAAGCAAGAAUCAAACCAAGAAACUGUGAGACUUCAGGAGUUAAAAAAGAAAACCAAAACGAUGGAAAUUCAGGACAAUGAGUUGAGAAAAAAGAAGAAAUCGCUGCAGCAACAAAUGAACCAACGGAAAACAUUGCAAAAUAAGAUAAAAUUGAAAGAAGCAAAUGUUGCUGAGUUAGAGACGUCUUUUGUCAACCUAAAAGACCUGAGAGAACAAGUUCAACAAGAAGUUAAUGAGAUUAUACUGGAACGAAGAGAUCUUGUGAUUAAGUUUGUUAAAACCAUAACAGAAUGUGUUGACAAGUCAGUAAAAAAGGGCUGGCUGCAAGCGAAAUAUGCAGCGCAUAUAAGGCAGAAGACAAAGGUGGAAGAAAAGAUAUACGAAGUGGAACGGAAAAACGUGGAGUUGAAGCGGAAAGUUGAGAGCGCUGAGGAAGAUAAAAAGGAGUUGCAGAAACAAGCUAAACAAUUGCUGGCUGAAGCGAAAACGAAAACUGGAGGCAACCCAGACCAUUUGUCGAUUGUGUUUUCAUCUUUGCCGAACUCCCUCACUGAUAUUGAGAAUAUGAUGCACGAUUACAGAUCGCGUCUUGAAUGCUGCGGCGAUACAGACCCGAAAGCUUUUGAAGAAUUUAACUCGAGAAAAGCGGAAAUUGAGAAGUUGUGUGUGAAGGUUUCGAAAUUGGAGAAGGAGCUUCUGGCGCACAGAGCUGACCGUGAUGUCGUGCGUGAUAGAUGGAUGUCAGCUCUUCAAAAAAUUAUCUCAAAAGUUAAUUCCAGUUUUUCCAAAUAUUUUGCCUCCAUGGGUUGUUCAGGAGAAGUAGAUCUUCAUACCGAUUUCCCCGAUGAUUUCGAUAAAUACGGGAUUCGCAUCCGAGUGAAAUUUAGAGCAUCUUCCUCACUUCAAGAGCUCAAUCCUUUUCGCCAGAGUGGGGGAGAACGCAGUGUCUCGACGAUGCUGUAUUUAGUAGCUCUACAAAGCAUAUACAACUGCCCAUUUCGGCUUGUGGAUGAAAUAAACCAAGGUAUGGACCCUUACAACGAACGCAGAGUGUUUGAAGUCAUUGUUAGUUCAUCUUCAGAGGCCUCCACGUCUCAAUACUUUCUCAUCACGCCAAAGUUGCUUCCCAACCUUACGUACAACAACCAUAUGAGUGUGCAUUGUGUUUACAAUGGUGCUGAAAUGCUGCCUCAUAACAAUUGGAAAAUCUCGCGCUUUAUUCGCCGUCGUAAGCAAUUAAAAUAUGAAGAUGAAGAAUGAAGAAUUUCACUUUUUACAUUUAAAUACUUUGCCCUUAAAGAUUUUUUCUAUCUUAGUAAACUGUUUAAGACUAAGUCUCUGUUUUAAAAAAAAACCUACAAUAGUUCAUGGCUGCUUGAAAAUUGAACUUGUUGUACUACUAUAUUUUCUUCACUUUUGUACUAUAACACUUGCCUAUUGCUGCUGCUGUACAGUGUUUUUAUUCAUUUUUCACUUUCUAUUCAUUCUACCAUUUAUAAUAGAAGGUGCCUUAUGUACAUGUGAGUGUAUUUUAACUCCUACAAUUCGAUGACAUAAAAAUUCUGUUACAAUUCUGUUCAUAGAAAGAUUAUGUUUUCUGCCAAGUUCGUUUUGAUAUCAUUCACUUCAGUUUUGUUCUUGAAUUCCAG
Messenger RNA from Ciona intestinalis (vase tunicate), 3899 nucleotides. RefSeq names its product structural maintenance of chromosomes protein 5-like. The record is from RefSeq and is a predicted model, not a curated record. Gene Ontology annotation, biological process: double-strand break repair via homologous recombination. Gene Ontology annotation, cellular component: nucleus; Smc5-Smc6 complex. Gene Ontology annotation, molecular function: single-stranded DNA binding; ATP hydrolysis activity. NCBI's taxonomy places the organism in Eukaryota, Metazoa, Chordata, Ascidiacea, Phlebobranchia, Cionidae.